Lachnellula hyalina is the source of this 336-nucleotide messenger RNA. It is a transcript of the gene RLA2, whose product is annotated as 60S acidic ribosomal protein. The transcript has 3 exons. Gene Ontology annotation, cellular component: ribosome; cytosolic large ribosomal subunit. Bases 1 to 336 code for a protein of 111 amino acids. The record is from RefSeq and is a predicted model, not a curated record. Lineage: Eukaryota; Fungi; Ascomycota; Leotiomycetes; Helotiales; Lachnaceae. Gene Ontology annotation, biological process: cytoplasmic translational elongation. Gene Ontology annotation, molecular function: structural constituent of ribosome.
AUGAAGCACCUCGCAGCAUACCUCCUCCUCUCCCUCGGUGGCAACUCCACCCCCUCCGCCAAGGACGUCAAGACUGUUCUCGAAUCCGUCGGAAUCGAGGCUGAUGAUGAGCGUCUCUCCACUCUCAUCUCUGAGCUCAAGGGCAAGGAUCUCCAAGAGUUGAUCGCUGAGGGCUCAUCCAAGCUCGCAUCCGUUCCCUCAGGUGGUGCCGGAGGCGCUGCCCCAGCUGCUGGUGGUGCUGCCGCUGGUGGUGCCGUUGAGGAGAAGGAGGAAGAGAAGAAGGAAGAAGAGAAGGAAGAAUCCGACGAGGAUAUGGGAUUCGGUCUCUUCGACUAA